Lachancea nothofagi CBS 11611 is the source of this 711-nucleotide messenger RNA. NCBI's taxonomy places the organism in Eukaryota, Fungi, Ascomycota, Saccharomycetes, Saccharomycetales, Saccharomycetaceae. The record is from the annotation of a GenBank genome assembly.
AUGGCGGUCAACCGAAGCGGGAGCGAUCCUAAGAAAUCGAAGAAAAGAAACGGACGCGAAAAAGCGGCGAAAAAUCAGUUUCUGGGCAAAAGUUUGGUUGAACGACUAGGUAUUUUGAAGACAUCUGAAAAACCAAGAAAUAAUAGCAGGAAGUCCAGCAAUGUAGGUCUUCGUGUGGUGGAUGGACGGCUUUUGCAUGCCAACGAUGUCGGAGUUCUUUUGCGCGAGGCUGCAGCUCGGACAGAGUCGCAUAAUGGGGAAACACGCGGGCAGAAGAGUAUUAGAAUGGCCAAAGCGAAGUUACACAAACCAUUUGCCAAGGAUGCGCCACUAACGACGACAAUCGGAACCGGCAAGCGUGUUGAGAAAAUCGUGCGGAGACGCGAAACCGCUAGGAAUCGCGAUCAAACGGCACUACAGCCUUAUGGAAAAGAUCUAUAUCUAUCGGUUGGCACGACUCCCGAUUCACGGUUUUUAAGGCUUCGAAACCUGCCACUGGGAUCUGACUCCAGUUCGCUCACCCGUAUUGUUGAGAAAGUAGCAGGCGUGGUAGUACAGAGAGCAUCGAUUAUGGAUCUGCCUUCUGGGUCUGUUACAGCGGAAUUGUGGCUCCAGAAUUCUGACACACAAGCACUCAACGAAGCGCAAAGACGUCUGGAUCGCGCCAACGUGAACAACAGGGUUAUUUCUGCUGAAAUUGCGUCUUCGUAA